AUGGGUUUCAUCGACUUCGUUUCCGACGCUGGCCUCACUCUCCUUGAGAACUGGACCAAGACCCGUUCCUACAUUGUUGGAUACGGUCCUUCCCAGGCCGAUGUCAAGACCUUCCAGGCCCUGAAGGCUUCCCCUGACGUCGCCAAGUACCCCCACGCCUACCGCUGGUACAAGCACAUCGCCUCUUUCGAGUCCGAGUUCUCUUCGCUCCCCGGUGACCCAACCAAGGAGUUCACUGCCUACGGCCCUGAGUCCGCUGAGCUCACCGUCAACCCCUCCAAGGCCACUGCCAACGCUGAGGAGGAGGAUGAUGACGACGUUGACCUCUUCGGCUCUGACGAUGAGGAGGAGGAUGCUGAGCACGCCCGUAUCCGUGAGGAGCGCCUCAAGGAGUACGCCGCAAAGAAGGCCGGCAAGGUCAAGCCCGCUGCCAAGUCUAUCGUCACCUUGGACGUCAAGCCCUGGGACGAUGAGACCGACAUGAAGGAGCUCGAGGCCAACGUCCGUGCCAUUGAGAAGGAUGGUCUCGUUUGGGGUGCCUCCACCCUUGUCCCCAUCGGUUUCGGUAUCAAGAAGCUCCAGAUCAACUUGGUCGUUGAGGAUGACAAGAUCUCGCUCGAUGAGCUCCAGGAGCAGAUCCAGGAGGACGAGGACCACGUCCAGUCCAGCGAUAUCGCUGCCAUGCAGAAGCUGUAA
This is a messenger RNA of Aureobasidium melanogenum CBS 110374, 696 nucleotides long. RefSeq lists its product as uncharacterized. Gene Ontology annotation, biological process: translational elongation. NCBI's taxonomy places the organism in Eukaryota, Fungi, Ascomycota, Dothideomycetes, Dothideales, Saccotheciaceae. Bases 1 to 696 code for a protein of 231 amino acids. Gene Ontology annotation, molecular function: translation elongation factor activity; guanyl-nucleotide exchange factor activity. Gene Ontology annotation, cellular component: cytosol; eukaryotic translation elongation factor 1 complex. The record is from RefSeq and is a predicted model, not a curated record. The transcript has 4 exons.